AUGGGUCAUGAAUUUGUCGGAGAAAUUAUUGAUGUCGGAUUUGAUGUAAAAAAUUUCAAGAAAGGUGACAAAAUCAUUGUACCAUUUUCAACAUCAUGCGGCAACUGUUUCUAUUGUGCAAAGGCACUUACUUCGCGAUGUGAAAAAGCUCAAGUAUUUGGAACACAUUCGCUCGAUGGCGGUCAAGCCGAAUAUGUACGAAUCCCUUUUGCUGAUACUACUGGGUUCUUGGCUCCAAAGGAAAUAUCUGAUGACCUAGCAUUUCUUAUGGCUGACAUAUUUCCUACCGGCUAUUUUGCGGCAAAGAAUGCGUGGACAUUGCUUAGUGAUCAGGAGCGUCAAGAUCCAAAUCUAAUCGUAUGCGUCAUUGGUUGUGGGCCUGUUGGUUUGUGUGCUAUUACUGCGGCUUGCGAUCGUUUUCCAAUUGUGUAUGCAAUAGACAGUGUUGAAGAACGUCUCGAUGAGGCCAAGAAACAUGGUGCUAUUCCGAUCAAUCUCAAUAAUGAUCCUGUAAGUGUAAUCAAGAAUGUAACUGAAGGUCGAGGAGCUGAUGCUAUAUUAGAAGUGGUCGGGCAUGCUGAUGCUUUGCAAUUGGCUUACGAUCUCAUUCGUCCAUGGGGCGUUAUCGCCUCUGUUGGCGCACAUCAAGAUGCUUUUCCGUUUAGUGGUCCUCAAGUUUAUGACAAGAAUGUACGUUUGCAAUUUGGGCGAUGUCCAGUUCGAGCUUUGUUUCCCGAAGCACUACGACUCUUUUCAAAAAAGCAAGAUCAAUUCAAAACCUUCGUAUCUCAUCGUAUGAGUUUGUCCGAUGCAGCCAAAGCUUAUGAAUUGUUCGACAAGCGAUUAGCUCGAAAAGUUAUUUUUGAUUUACGAACAUAA
Messenger RNA from Rotaria sordida, 879 nucleotides. Lineage: Eukaryota; Metazoa; Rotifera; Eurotatoria; Philodinida; Philodinidae. The record is from the annotation of a GenBank genome assembly.